Darwinula stevensoni is the source of this 552-nucleotide messenger RNA. NCBI's taxonomy places the organism in Eukaryota, Metazoa, Arthropoda, Ostracoda, Podocopida, Darwinulidae. The record is from the annotation of a GenBank genome assembly.
AUGGUUGAUUUCCAAGCGGCCUGUCGUGGGGAUUCAGGCAGUCCCAUGGUCUUCUACAUCAAUGCGUUGAGGCGAUGGCAGGUGGAAGGAAUUGUGAGUCAUUUCUUCUUCGAUGAGCCUUGUUCCAUGAGGCGCCCAGGCCAAUACUCCAUUUUCACUAGAGUCAAUCGGUUUGUCGAUUGGAUCCAGACGAAUAUUGAGGACACACCGACACUCAUCUACCCUACUAAUGAGCGGCUGAGCAAGACCCAGGCUUACAAAAACUCAACAGUCAAACGCUACCACACGAGUCGGCACGUGAACAGAUACGAAGCCGCAGCUGAGCGGGAUGAAAGAAAUAUUAUAGAUAGGAGACUCAGCCCGUCUCACGGAAUGAAGGGAACAAAGAACGAGACAGACCUCCCCUUUCCCUUCAAGGCAGUUACUGAAUGUCCUUGGCUAUUCAUGGCAGCAUCCCCUUUCUUUCUGAAGACGCAUUAUUCCCAAUUACAAUACGAGCACAUGGUGAAUUCCAUCAUGCGAUCUUCCACUGGUCGAGGAAUGUUCGGAUAG